Xiphophorus hellerii (green swordtail) is the source of this 2436-nucleotide messenger RNA. RefSeq lists its product as uncharacterized. Lineage: Eukaryota; Metazoa; Chordata; Actinopteri; Cyprinodontiformes; Poeciliidae. The coding region runs from base 1603 to 2241 and encodes 212 amino acids. The transcript is spliced from 2 exons. The record is from RefSeq and is a predicted model, not a curated record.
AACGAAUAUAGGAAAGGCAUGCAAGUUCAAAACCACAAACCAUUAACAUGUGCUACUCUUUAAAACUGGAACAAACUUUGUGUGUGCUUCUGCUGUCUUAACAAAGCCAAGGUUAGCCGACGUUGCAGUCGCCACAAUAGCUACGUUUACAUGGUGGCCAAUGUUCAAUACCAACCAGUUUACUUAAAUAACAUUGUACUAGAUUAAGUGUGUUUUGUUUGCAUUUAUGUUGCAACCUAAGGAAAUUAGUGUUUGUAACUGAUGUGUGGGUCAAUUUGUGUCCAAUUUAUUUAUUUUUUUGGUCUUUCAGAGAAAGCAUCCGCACCAUGUUCAGAAAUACAUUGAACUGACCACAGCAAAGCGCAAAAGGGCCAGUGGACCACCCACCCCCGCCAGCAAGCAGACCACAUUGACUCACACCUUGGCCAUGACUCCUCAGAAGAGUGUUGAGAAGGCCAUUGUCAAAUAUAUUGUACAUGGGCUGCGGCCCUUCUCAGUAGUCGAGCAGGAGCCAUUCAGAGAAUUCAUCAAGGACCUUGUCCCUAAUGCCAAGAUGCUGUCACGGGUGACGCUCACAUCCAAGAUCGAAGAUGGCUUUAACGAAAUGAAGGCUGUGCUGAUUGAAGCAAUGAAGGGGGUCGACUACGUAGCUACUACCACUGAUUGCUGGUCAGUGAGAAGAUGAGGGUUCAUUGGCGUUACGGCACACUGGAUCGACCCGGAUAAUCUUGAGAGAUGUUCAGCAGCCUUGGCAUGCCGACAGCUGAGGGGAUCCCACACUUUUGAUCUCUUGGCCAAUGCGUUGAAUGACAUCCACGCAGAAUUUGAAAUCAGAGGCAAGAUUGUGAGGACAACCACUGACAAUGGUGCAAACUUUGUGAAGGCUUUUCGAGUGUUUGGGGAGGACGAAAACAACAGUGAAGAGGGAGUUGAAGCUGAAGCGCAGUCUGAAGAUGAAGGAGAUACUGGGGUGCCUGAGGAAGAUGUGGAGUACAUUGACACUACAGCUCUGCUGCAUGAAGAUGAUGGGUUUGAAUUCCAGCUGCCAAGACACCAACGCUGUGCUUGUCAUAUUCUAAACCUCAUCGCCAGUGAAGACUCCACAAAUGCAAACUCCAGUGAUGCGUACAAGAAGCUGCACCAUGCAACGUUUGCUAAGUGUUAUGGCCUGUGGAACAAAUGUGGAAGAUCCACACUUGCAGCAGAGAUGGUUGAGGAUGUCUGUUCUCUUCAACUUUUAAGGCCAAAUAAAACAAGGUGGAACUCGUUGUUCAUGGCCGUGGAACGUCUACUCAGGAUUUGUAAAGAGAAGGGAGAGGGAACCUUAAGAGCUAUUGCCACCGACCUGAAGGUCCCAAUGUAAGUAGGCCUAAGGUUUUUUUCUUAAGUAAAAAUAGAACAGCUGCAGAUAAACAAAUGACAAUGUGAAUAACAGUGUCUAUUAUAAACACAAAUCACUGGAAAUCUAUCAGAAAUGUCAAUUUUCUAUUCAGUUUUAUAAUCCUGGGUUCCAUCUAACAAAAAUCCGGAUGUGUCUUCUUUUUUUGUCAACACAGGUUCAACCCAGCCAAACUCGCAUUUCUCACGGAGUAUGCUGCUGUAAUGAGCCCUGUCGCCCAGGCAACCAACAUACUGCAAGCAGAAACCAACACACAAAUGGGUUGGCUACUUCCGACAAUUCACCUGCUACAGAUUAAGCUCGACAAAGUCAAGUUGCAGCUGAAGUACUGCAGGCCUCUUGUUGAUUCUUUACAGUCUGGAAUUCAGAACCGAUUCUUGCACAUGUUCAAGGAUGCCGAGCUGGUUGCAGCUGCAAUUCUUCUUCCCAAAUUCCGAACAACAUGGACGAAGGACGAUGCCACCAUUAAAAUGGGAAUUGAUUACAUCAAGCAGCAUCUCGAGGAUCCCUCCAUGCAGCCUGGUGAUGCGACCAGGUCGAGUUCUUCGGAUGAAGAUGACUUCUUCUCGUCUCUGCAAGCAUCAAAGACCCAAGAUGGCGCCAAACAAUUUGAUGCCUACCUGUCCUGCUCAGCUGACCACAUGGAUUUGCUUAGGUCCUUUCCUUCUGUCUGCAAGCUGUCUGUCAAGCUCAACACGCCCCUCCCAGCAUCUGCAGCAUGUGAACGGCUGUUCAGCAUAGCAGGUCUUGUGUUCAGCCCACGAAGAGUACGGCUAAAUUCUAGGCACUUUGAAAGCCAGCUGCUUUUGAAGAUGAACAGAAGGUUUUACAGUUUCAAGUGAUAAUGGGGUUUUGUGCAAGGAUGACCACAAGGGAGGUUGAGAUUUGGAGGGGAAGAAAAAAAGUCGAGGGCAAAAGUGUGGGGGAUGGGAUGAGGGGCUUGUGUUUAAGAUUUAGUUAAGUGACAAGUUUACCAAAAUAUAAAAAAAUGUCAUUCAAACUGCAUUUGCCUCGUUUUACUUUUUACUUAUACUUUU